Molecule: messenger RNA, 508 nt
Organism: Calliphora vicina (urban bluebottle blowfly)
Lineage: Eukaryota; Metazoa; Arthropoda; Insecta; Diptera; Calliphoridae
Exons: 2
Coding region: 87-458 (123 amino acids)
Source: RefSeq, a predicted model, not a curated record
AUUUUGUUUUAUUGAGAAAAACAAAUUUAGGAAAUCACAUUUUAUUUGUUAUUGUCCAGUUACAUACUUACAGAAAGAGAGAGACCAUGUGCGAUCGUAAUAAUUUUAGCGAAAUGAAGGAUAAUUAUAAAAGUCCUAAAUUGAAAAAACCUACAGCCACACGUACUCGCCGAUUUGAACAAUUCCUUUGGCAGGAACUCUACGAUGAAUACAUACGCCACAACGAACGUUUAAUGAAUCCUCAAAUUGAUAAAUCAAACAGCGAAUACUAUGACGAAUUUUGCAAGGACAUGCCUCCCGUGAAUGAGGCUGCCAAAGAAGCUGUUAUGAAUCGACAUCCUUUAUAUUGCACUACUGCCAUUACACUAUGGAAUCAAACUGGCGACAUAACGAAAGAUUUUAAAAAGCGUUAUUCUAUAACACGUCCGGUUGAAGAUCAAAUCGAACAGUUUGGUUGAUCAAUAGUUUUUUAAAUUAAAUAUGAAAAAUGAAAUUUUAGAAAAAAAUA